CCUUGCUGAAAGGGAGCGAGAGCAGGAGGCGGGAGACAUGACUCUGAAAAGGAAGGAGAGAGGGGUUGGUUUAUGGGGGCUGAUCAGGAGAAAGAAGUUCGAAGAAGAAGAAGGCACAAUGGGUGAGGGAGGAAGCACGGUGCGAGUCGCCAGCAUACCGCUUACGGCGAUAGCUAAGGAUCUCUUGGACUACCUCGAGGGCGCCGUUGGGAAGGGCACCAUCUUCGCGCUGGAGAUCCUCACUGAAGGUCGGAACUGGAAGUCGAAGGGCCACGGCCGCGUUCAGUUUGAGACCGCAAGCGACGCCCGGCGAGCAUUGGAGCUCUCCCGGCAAGGCAGACUCCGAUUCCAGAAUGCCAACCUCGAGAUAUCGCUUGCUCGUGAACAGAUUGUACCCCGUCCACUCAGGGCCGAGAAUCGACUAGUGGGGGGCGCGCUGCAUGCGGGCACAAUGGUCUCAGACGUCUCCAUGGCAUCCUUUGCAUGCUGGGAGAUUGGGAGGGCGGAGGUCAUGCCGGAGAGGGAGAGAGUCGCGUUUUGGGUGGAAGACGGUGGGGAGGUGUACAAGCUCGAAAUUCGGUUUGGGGACAUUGUUAGCACACAUGGGUUGUGUUUUGAGGAUCAGAACAGUGAUGCCAUUCUAUUCAGGGUUCAUUAUGCUCCAAGGGUCUACCAGAUGCUUCGUAGGAAGGAUUGGUUGCCAAUGUUUAGUGGCAAUAGAUACUAUAUUUGUAAGGAAGAUUGUGAUUUCUUGUGGAUAAGGACAACAGACUUCACAUCGUCAAGGGCCAUAGGAAAUUCCUCUUGUUUUUGUUGGGAGCUCCCUGAUGGUGUUGAUGGACAAGCAUUCAGGCUGCUAGCAAGUAGCUUCCCACAGUAUGAAGAGAUGGAAGAGCUAACUGUUGAGUACGAGGUUCCUCCGUCUUCAAGUUCAGAGCUGGCUCCUAUUAUAGAUUUCCCUCAUGGUUGUAACCUGUCAUAUGAAGUCCAUUUUCAGCUUAAUUCGCUUCUCCAUGCACAGAAGAUUACUUAUUUGGCAAUUAGCAGGGAGUUAUUGGACAGAUUGGUGCAUAUUCGUACUGGUGAUUUGAGAACAAUUCUGAUGAAUUUGGCUAAGCUUGAUUCCACUUGCUAUAACCUUGAAGAGUUUAUUGAAGAACAGCUGAACAAAAUGAGGAGGAAGCAAAUGAAAUUGCAGAAGUCACAUGGUUAUUUCUUGGAAGGGAAAAACAUAAUGAGUUGUCAGCGAGCUCUUGUGACACCUACAAAAGUUUAUUUUAUGGGCCCUGAAUUUGAGACCUCAAACCAUGUGGUCAGACAUUUUUCAGCACAUGCAUCUAACUUCAUCCGAGUCUCCUUUGUUGAUGAGGAUCUUGGUAGGCUCUCACGUGAUGUGCUUGCUCCUAGAGUUGGCAGCACAAGGCCAUUUAAAACAAAGAUCCAUGGACGUGUAUUAUCCAUUCUUAGAGAUGGGAUACUUUUUGGGGCUAAAAGGUUUGAGUUUCUGGCCUUCUCAGCAAGCCAACUGCGAGCAAAUUCUGUUUGGAUGUUUGCCUCCAACAGUGAUGUAACUGUGGAUGACAUAAGAAAUUGGAUGGGUGAAUUCAAAGGCAUCCGUUGUGUAGCUAAACAUGCAGCACGAAUGGGGCAGUUGUUCAGUUCUUCCGUGUCAACACUUGAUGUACCUCAUUAUGAAGUUGAAGAGGUUCCUGAUGUUGAAUGUGUCACUGAUCAUGUGCGCUAUUGCUUCUCUGAUGGGAUUGGUAAGAUAUCAUUGGCCUUUGCUGAAAAGGUUGCUAAGAAAUGUGGAUUGGACUAUACUCCCUCUGCUUUUCAAAUCAGAUAUGGUGGCCACAAGGGUGUUGUAGCUGUUGAUCCAACUUCAUUCAGGAAACUCUCCCUGCGGCCAAGCAUGCGAAAAUUCAACUCAAAUAACACCAUGCUCAGUGUGACCAACUGGAGCAAAUCCAUGCCAUGCUUCCUUAAUAGAGAAAUUAUUUCCCUUUUGUCCUCACUGGGAGUAGAGACUGAGAAAUUUGUGAGGAUGCAAUAUGAACAGAUGAGGGAUCUAGAUGACAUGCUAAUAGAUUCAAAAGUUGCUUUGAAUGUCUUGGAGAGCCUGGGAGGUGGUGGCACUUCAAUAACCUUGACAGAAAUGCUAUUACAAGGUUACAAACCAAAUGAAGAGCCUUACCUGGCAAUGAUGUUGAAAGAAUAUCGCUAUUUUCAGUUGUCUGAUAUGAGAAACAAGUGCAGAAUCUAUGUUCCAAACGGAAGAGUUUUGAUGGGUUGUUUAGAUGAAACACAGACACUAGAAUAUGGAGAAGUUUUUAUUCGAGUUACGAAGUCCAGUAAAGAGCAGCAAGAGAAUGAACUUCCUUUCUUCCAGAACGUUGCUGGUGAUAAUGUGACAUCUAUAGUGCUGGGAAAAGUUGUGGUCACUAAAAAUCCGUGUCUUCAUCCUGGUGAUGUCAGAGUCCUGCGAGCUAUAUACACACCGGUUUUGGAGGACCAAGGGCUCAUUGAUUGCAUAGUGUUUCCUCAAAAUGGGAAAAGGCCUCAUCCGAAUGAAUGUUCUGGUGGUGAUUUGGAUGGUGACUUAUACUUUGUUUCUUGGGAUGAGAAUAUCGUUCCACCUAAUACUGAUCCACCUAUGCACUAUAUUGGGCGAAGGCCACGGAUUAUGGCACAAGAAGUAACUUUACAGGAAGUUCAGGAGUUCUUUGUGAAUUAUAUGAUCAAUGAUUCGUUAGGUGCCAUUGCAAAUGCACAUUUGGUGCAUGCAGAUCGUGAACCAGAGAAGGCAAGAAGCGCCAUAUGCAAAGAGCUAGCAAUGCUUCACUCAGAGGCUGUGGACUUUGCAAAGACAGGAGCAGAAGCAGAAAUGCGACAUGCAUUAAUGCCAAAAGAGUACCCAGAUUUCAUGGAAAGAUCGGAUAAACCCUCCUAUGCUUCUCCUGGCGUUCUAGGGAUUCUGUACCGUGCUACUCUAGAAAAGAAAGUGCAGGAUAGUUUUCAGAUGGGGUCAAAUGAAGUUUUUUUGUCAAACUAUGACACUGAUCUUCAAGUAUGCGGCUUUGAGAAAUUUUUAGAAAUUUCACUAGUUCACAAAGAGCAAUAUGAAUCAAGAUUACGUGCUUUGAUGCAUUACUAUGGAGCAGACAAUGAACAUGAAGUACUCAGUGGGAAUCUAAGGAACCGAGCACCACUUCUGGAGAAGGAUAAGCAGAAAUUCACCAAGUUGAAGGAUAGAGUCUUGAUGUUAGUGAAGAAUCUGCAAAGAGAGGCAAGAAGCUGGUUUGAGGGUAGCUGCAGGAGCACGGAAUGCCAAAAAUUGGCGUCUGCAUGGUACCAUGUUACCUACCAUCCGGAUUAUCUUUCAAGCACCACAUUCUUGAGCUUCCCAUGGAUCCUGAGUGAUGUGCUGCUCAACAUAAAGUGUUCGAGAAGACAAAGCAUACACAUGUAGCUAUCAGGUGGCAAAGCAAUUCAUUUGUGCAUGCUUCGAUAUGUAUAUACAGGUUAUGUACAUAUAUUUGUGAAUGUCAUCUGUACAGAAAUAUGUUGGCUCAUUUAUCCAGACCAGAUUGAGCAGGUUGUCUCUGAGUGAUUUGGUAUCACGGAGAGUUCAAGUUUCUCUCUAAGCGUUUUGUGCUUUUUUGUUUUUUUCCGCCAAAGAUUCAACUUAU
This is a messenger RNA of Nymphaea colorata (pocket water lily), 3689 nucleotides long. Its product is annotated as RNA-dependent RNA polymerase 2. Gene Ontology annotation, cellular component: nuclear RNA-directed RNA polymerase complex. Bases 38 to 3469 code for a protein of 1143 amino acids. The record is from RefSeq and is a predicted model, not a curated record. Gene Ontology annotation, biological process: siRNA processing. Lineage: Eukaryota; Viridiplantae; Streptophyta; Magnoliopsida; Nymphaeales; Nymphaeaceae. Gene Ontology annotation, molecular function: RNA binding; RNA-directed RNA polymerase activity. The transcript is spliced from 4 exons.